GUUACAGUCAAUUUACUUCGCCCCCGUCAGUCUCACCUCGGCUGCUUGUCAUGGACUGGAGGAUAAGCGGGAGCCGCAGGCCUUGAUGGCGGAAAGAAGAUUGGAAGGAAUCCUUGAGCGACAAAUCCUCCUGAUGAUCCAACGCGGAUCCGUUACUAAUGCAAUGAUGCUUCUGAGCUGCUAAGCUUUGUUCUGCGCGGCGUUUGAAUGUUCCAUGCACAACACCGUGCUCCGGCUCUGCAGCAUUGAAAGCAAAGAGCAUCUCUCAUCGGCAGGGGAAGCGCUGGAUAGCACAGAGUGCUCUAGCGACAGACGUCCAUCAUGUCACAGCUCCUCCACCUCGGCAUCUUCACGGGCGGUCUCGUGCUAGGUGUUGCUGCAGGGAGCGCAGUUGUUUCCAGGUCCGGCAUAUCUCAAUCUAACAAAUCGCAAGCCCACGCCCAAGCUACACCUGGGCAACCCGUGGUGGCUUCCGGGGGGUCUGCUUCUUCCCCGUCGCCGAGCGUUGUAGUCGACAGCGGAAGUAGCACGGGCGUGCUCCCGUACUUUAGCCGUGAUAUCCUCAAGCACAGCCAAGUUGUUCCCGGGCCGAUCGCUGAUCUGCUCGAGCACCAAGCGUACAUUAGCGCAUAUGAUCGCAGACUGCGACACCCAUCGUGGACGGCCGAGCACUUGACGGCUGCUUCCCUCCUGGCCGCACCUGGACCACCUACCCCUGCGCAGAUAGGCUCCGCCUCGUCCCAACAAACCUCACAGCCAGCUGCCCCCGGCAACCGCAAGUUUUCGGUAUUCAAGGAGGAUGAGCGCAUCCCAGAGCUCUUCAGAGCCAAGCUCGCGGAUUAUUUCAGGAGCGGGUACGACCGAGGUCACAUGGUACCCGCUUCCGAUGCCAAGAGAAACCAGGUCGCAAUGGACGAGACCUUCCUCUUGACAAAUAUCGCGCCGCAGGUUGGUAAAGGUUUCAAUCGAGACUAUUGGGCGGGAGCGGAAGAAUUUGUCCGCAGUUUAACGAAGAAGUUCUCCGAUAUCUACGUCUUCACUAUACCUUUGUACCUCCCGCAGCCAGAUCCGACGAGGCCGGGGAAAUGGCGGGUCACGUACGAGGUCAUCGGAAAUCCGCCAAACGUUGCAGUGCCGACGCAUUUCGCAAAGGUCGUCCUCGCUGUCAGUGGCCCGCAGAGUCUUCCAUCGCCAAGCACCACGGCACCAGCGCCUGUGCCGGUCAGCGGCAGGAAUAACGCGGCAGGAACCUCCUUCCUCGGCCUGCAACGCACAAACAGCUUCUCGCUCGCAGCAUUCGUCAUUCCGAACGCUGCGGUACCCAACCAUGUGCCUUUGACUAGCUUCAUCGUCCCUGUCGACUCCGUCGAGCGUUCCGCCGGCCUUAACCUGUUCCCGCCGGCGAUUAAGUCCAGCGCGAAAGCGUUGUGUGAUGUCGUCAAGUGUGAUAUUAUCGUCCGUGACUUCUCGGAUAGAAACGAGCAGAUCGCCAGUGGCUCCUUUCCGAACCAAAAAUACCCCCCGGGUAGCAGUAGCGCACCGCAACCCCUUCCAGCACGAACGUGAUUGAGUUCAUGUCACCGUAUGUCCACGGUAUCACAGCGCAUUUCAGCCCGCCACAAGCUGCGAGGGUUAGUGAUAGCGCCGAAUGUACAUUACAUUGCACCUGCUGACGCUCAGAAAGACUGGUCUCUCUUGCCCAUGUCCCAUUCACGUGUCUUGGGAUAUCGCAUUUCUAUGAGCUCUGUGCUAGAAGUAGGCUUGCGGCUGUCGCUAGCCUCUUCUCUGACACUUUGCAGCUUCGACCGAUGCGGAGACGGAGAAGGCGAUCGAGAGGGGAGAAUAUCACUGUGAUCGUGCCCGUGGGUUCGAUCUCCUCGUUCGCUGUCUCUGCUUCGUUUUUUACUCUCCUUGUGCCUGUCCCUGCCUGAACUUCCCUUGCGUUGACUCGUUGCACCAUCGUCCUCGCUGCUGCUGGAGGCGCGAGACCGGCGCUCCCUCCUCCUACGUCUCUCCUCGCGUCUCGC
Messenger RNA from Tilletiaria anomala UBC 951, 2027 nucleotides. RefSeq lists its product as uncharacterized. Gene Ontology annotation, molecular function: nucleic acid binding; single-stranded DNA endonuclease activity; metal ion binding. Lineage: Eukaryota; Fungi; Basidiomycota; Exobasidiomycetes; Georgefischeriales; Tilletiariaceae. The coding region runs from base 322 to 1566 and encodes 414 amino acids. Gene Ontology annotation, cellular component: nucleus; mitochondrial inner membrane. Gene Ontology annotation, biological process: apoptotic DNA fragmentation. The transcript has 4 exons. The record is from RefSeq and is a predicted model, not a curated record.